CGGAGUGUAUAACAGCAUUCCAAUACCCCAAUGGUGGAACGAAUAAGCGUUCAUGCAGUUUAUACCGACCAAUUUUGGCUGCUCGAAUUAUUAACAUGUCCUGGAGGAGGGCGCAAGAAUGAAAGGCGAGGGCUUGAGCCUAUAAAACGGAGACGAAGGAGAAUGAUUUCACGAUAUAACAGGAGACCUGUAUCGCACAAACUUGAGAUUCGUGGGUUGUCUCGAAGCAGCCUCAGCCACCAUCCUCUACCAGAAGAGGCAGAUGAUAACCAAACUCCUCAGCGCUACUUCCAUGACGUCCAGGAAGCUAUUUCCAGUCACAACAGCUCAGACACAUCUGUUGCCUCAGGCCACUCUGACUGUCCCACCGUCAUCUCCGUAGACUCCAGCCAGUCCUGGUCAGGUAUCCACAGCUCCACUGGCACUGGCGUCUCCACAGAGAGGAGCUCUGUUUUGUCCUGGGGCUACGAUGAGUUUGACAAGGCGGCAUCACGACAGGUGCAGCAAAUGUUUGAGGAGAUCGACAAAGAGCUGUAUGAGGGGAGAGGCAGUGGUGGAGGGAUACUCCAGGGGCUGCAAGAUGAAUGUCAGCAGUGGGCCACACGUUUCCUACAUCUUCGGAUCCUAGGGACUCAGCUGCUGUAUCCCAGUGAUGAGGGCUUCCAGUGGUAUGCCUCUUCAGGGAAAGGCAGCUCUGCCAGCAGCUCAUCAGCAGGCAAAGAAAGCAGUGUGAAGUCCCAGGACCAAGAUAAAGGCAACACAGAGUUGAACGUGCAGGGCAGGAGAGCAGCACUGAUCAACUCCCCCUCAGCAGAGUUGGAUGGGCUUCCAAGCACCUCCAGUCGCUCCAGCAGCCACGGCACACCAAGAGUGAUUGAAGUAGAGGGUCUGAUGGAGGAAUACCUGGCUUUUGACAGCAGGGACUUAGAAGAUGAGUGGCAGCAGGACUGUUCAGAGUCAGGUCGGAGGCAUCACUGUCUGCCUCCUAUCUCGCCAUACCGCUGUCGUCGUCAAGCUGUUCUUGACCUGCUGUUUGAUGAUGUGUGGCGGCAGAUGGUUGGCUGGAUGAAAGAGCUGGUUCAACGCCACUGGGAAUUUGGCACCUCAAAUGAUGAAAAGACUUCUGGGAAGUUGAGCCCUGUGCAGCAAGACUUCCAGAAUUCCUUCAUGCUGCCCACAAUGCUGCCCAAACUCAGCCAGAGUAGGGUGCCUCCGCUCGCAGCUGGCCCGCAGUUCCAGAACACAAAGUCAAGGGGCUCAAAGCACAAGUCCAGACGGAAAUCCAAAAAGCAGAAAAGGCCUCCCACUGCUGCAAGGGUCCCGGUAGGAGCAGCAGCGACCCACCACAAUCUCAACGACCUCAUCGUGAUCCACAGCAUCCCCUUGCAGCAGAGGAACCAGGGUGUGCUGGAUAGAAACCAGGAGCCAGAAGAGCGGGCAUCCCACAGAACAGGCUCCAGCAUGGCUUCUUCCAGCAAACCUCACCCUCGCCGACCGCUGGAGCAGAGCUCUUCCUCGCUGUCCCGCCUGGCACAGUCUGCCCGACGCAGAAACCCUCCUCCCCGGACCCUCCUGCCACUUCCCACCCUGAGUCAUGCCAGCACGGCAGGCUCCUUGGAUGAGGUCAUCCGUGGGACACGUCUACCCACGGCGAGCGACCGCCUGACAUCUCCGCUGUUACCUCUAAGCAGAAACACACUCCUUCCGCCCAUCAGCUCCGGAGACCAAGAUUCGUCUCACUCAGGGCAGCAGUCCAAACUUGCACAGGUACAGCAUCAGAAAGGCCCAUCCAGCCGUGCCCACAGUGCUAUAAAUGAUGAAGCUGGCAGUUUGCUGCCAAGGGAUCGUCACCACCUACUGGAUGUCUUCUCUCGCCCCAACACCACCCACACAUACAGGUCGGACACUCCGUACCGUCGUUCUUUCACAGUACUGGACAACAUCGGACAGGGGCGGCCAGGCAGAGCCUCUGCGGGCACAGACUCUCUUGGAAUCGGUGUAACCGGCAUCAGUCUUGGCAUCAGCAGCUCAUCUAUCUUAGACUCAUUUUCCCACCACCCUUUGGGGCACUUGCCCAUCAAAGACGAAGAGGAGCCAGACUCGCAAGCCUCUGUCCAAGCUCCACCGGUGCCUGUGUCAGUCCCACAUCGGCCUUACACCCGGGGAGGCAUCUCAUCCAGAGCCAGCAGACCUGGUUUGUAGUUAGUCCCAACCUCCAACCCUCCAGCCAUUCAUUUUUAUACACCACCAAGGCGUGCAACACUCUGCAGCACACUAUACAUGUUUGUUUUACAGAAGUAGCAUACUUUUUUCAUAUUAUGCUGCUUCAAUAAAGUUUUUGGUAGAGGCCUAUUUUUGUAUUUCAAAAAUCAGCUUAUGUGCUGCCAAACACAAAUAACUGUCAAGAAUAACUCCGUGUUAAUGUACAGUUUGAGUUGUACAGUGCCUAUAACAAGUUUUAUUGAUUUUAUAAAUCAGUUAUGGUCAAUCUAAGCCAAAUUAUUUUGACCAUGAUUGAUUUAUAAAAUUAAUAAAACGGUAAAACAUCCAAGGGGGUGAAUACCUUUUAUAGGCACUGUAUGUUUAGACUUUUGUACUGUGUAUUUGAUCUGCUUGUAUAAAGAAUUAUACAUGUGAAUGUACUGUAUUUAAUUAUCCUCUGCUGUUAUUGUACUGGUAAGUGACUAUGCAGGGAAUAACACAUCCGCCUAGACAGGAAUAGAGAGGAUACAAAGCACUUUUAUCCCUCUCUGAUGAUACAUCAGAGAGUUUGGUACUGUAUCUUUUGUAAGGACACAAUUUUCAACCACCCUGUUAAAAAAAAAAAAAAAAA
Molecule: messenger RNA, 2833 nt
Organism: Monopterus albus (swamp eel)
Lineage: Eukaryota; Metazoa; Chordata; Actinopteri; Synbranchiformes; Synbranchidae
Gene: fam149b1
Product: family with sequence similarity 149 member B1
Exons: 17
Coding region: 31-2202 (723 amino acids)
Biological process (GO): cilium assembly; protein localization to cilium
Source: RefSeq, a predicted model, not a curated record